UUAUAAGUGAAUUGUGGAGCGCGCCGGUGUUAAUGUUGUGAUAAAGUUAUUAUCUAAAUAUAAUAUGAUAUGAAGAUGAGAAUUGUAAAGUGCAUAGCUUUUUAUAUUUUAUUUCAUAAUGGGUUCUACGUUUGAAGACACUGUGUUAGAUUUUGACUUAAAUUUUCUACAGCAAUCGCCAAAUAUAGUGAAUGAUUGCAGAAUAGAGAAGCAGAAAAAAGCAAUACUAAUAGCUAAAAAGAAAACAGUUGCUACAGAUUCUUUAAUUAAAAAGUAUUUUGCAAAAAAGGAACAAUUGGAACAGACAGAGUUAGUAUUGUUGACUGCAAAAGAAGAGUGUAAGCAAGUGUGCAUAGAUUAUAAAGGAAGCCUAGAAAAAUGUACACAAUUAGAGAAGGAAGUACAAUCACUUCAGAACCUGAAUAAGGAGUUGCAGUCAAAUUGUGAGUUGAUGCAAAACCAGGUUGAAGCAAUCAGAUCACACUCACACCAACUAGAGGAACUGGUUACAGAACAUGAAACAGUUAUUGAGGCCUUAAAAAAAGAGAAACAAAAAGAAAAGGAAAAUAAACCGAAUAAACCAGAAAGUGACAAAAACCUUUUGAACACCCAAAAAGAAAAUGCAACACUCCUCAAUGACAUAUGUGUAUUUCGGGAUAUAGUUUUGGGUAAAAAAAAAUUAAAUAAACGCCAUAAAUUAAUCUUAAAAAAGUAUGAUAAGAUUAAAAGUACAUAUGAUGUAAAUGAUUCUGCUUCAGAAAAUAGCAGUGAUGAAACAGAAUUUGAUGAUAGUUCACCAUCUUCUCCAUUUUUUAGUACAUUAGUUACCUCUGAAGAUAAAGAUAAAGAGAGUGACCUCAAGGCAAAGCAAAGUGUAGUUUGUAGUAAAAAAGGGUCAACAAGAAUAAAUAAAGAUUAUGACUCGGAUUGCAGUAAUGAGAGAGUCAGUGAAGACACAGGUCGAGGUUCCUCUUUGGCAUUUUCUGAUGGAGAGAAAUGCUUUAAUAGUCCUGACUAUUUCAACAAUGAUAGUCCAUUUGCUCCAGAAUGUAAUAAAAUUAAAGAAAGAAGAGUUUUCGUUGAUGCCUGUACCAGUCCAAUAGCUAUUCAUGAGGUAGUACAUAUUGCAACUAGUCCUCUACUGUUCGAUGAUGAAGCUCUACUUAGUGAUAACAAUAUGAUUACCUCUAUUGAAAAAGAUUCCAAUAAUACAGAAUACUUUAUCACUGAUAUUCCACUGAGCACAGAAAUUGUUACAAUUAAAGAAAAAAAAAGUUUAGUUGAUAUUGGAACAAGUACAGUGGAUAUUAAAAUGAUGAAUGUAUCAACAAGUCCUGUAGUAUUUGAAGAACUUGAUUUAGUAAAUAAGAAGUUAACACAUACAGCUACAUCACCAAUUCUAAAUAUUCAAAAUUGUACAAAUAACAUAAAUAUUACCCCAGAUAUGAGUGGACUUGUCUUGAGUAAUGAUGAGGCAAAUAAUGUAAUAAAUGUAGAAGAUGCAUUGUCAAGUGUUGAAAUAAGACAUAAGAAUAUUCAAAAACUGUCGAGUCAAUGUGAACUUGAAAUUAGUAACAAAUCACUUGAAGAAAAGAUGUGUUUGGAGAGGAAUAACAGCAGAAACUUAUGUAGUGAAAACAGUAAUGAUUUUGAAAUUGAAAUGAUUUUAAAUUCAAUGCGUUUAUCUGAAAGGUUAAUUACGCCUAUUCCAAAGACUCCUGCAAAAAUAAGCAAAAAAGAUGGCAAAAAGCAAAUAUCACAUGCAAAACAACAACUUAAUUCACCCAAGGAACACAUUGUUUGUACAGAAUCUGUAAAACUGAGAGAAGAAAACAGGGCUCUUCAAACAAGCAUAUCAGAUUUAUCAAAAGAGAUAAUGAAUAUAAAAAGUAUAUUAAAAAAACAGCAUUUGAUGCCUGAAACACCAAAAAAACAUGUUUCAGAAGUAAAUACGAGUCACAUAAACUCAGAGCUGUUUAAUGAUUCUAGUGAAAAAGUAAUAUUUGUUCACCUAGAUGGUGAAGAAAAUAGCGAUAAUAAUAAUAAAGAUAAAAUUCACUAUAAUGGUUUCUCAAAUAGUUCCAUGGAAUAUUCAAUAUCCCCUAUACCUACUGUAGAAAAAAGUGUUAUUCGAAGACCUGUAAUACAGAGUAUACAAGUUUUUCCUGCAGGGUCUCAAGUAAGGAGUAAUAAUUUAAUCUCAUCCAGUGCAUUAGAACUUCACAAAUCUUCAGAAACAUUACCAAGUGAAGAUAAUGCCAAAAGAAAGAAAGAAACAAAUUUUGAUAGGGUUUCUUUAGUAGAUAGUAGAACAAUUAUUGAAGAUAAUUUGAGAAUGGAAAGUGAAGGUGAGGAAACCUUAGUAUGUGACAAUAACAAAGAAAUAAUAUUAAACAAUAGUAAAUGUAAAAAUGUUAAACAUAAAAAAAUAAGUAGGCUUGAAAAGUUCAGAAAAAAACUUUUACCAAAAAGUAAAAUUAAAAGAAUAAAUGUUCCUAUAAGAAAGUUACACACUAAGUCUAAAGUAAUAUCUGUAACAAAAAGUAAAAAUUUGGACUCUGAAUUAUUAGAGAAUAACAAGUCAGCAUAUGAAAAGGCACUAAAAGUUAUGAAAGAUUUAAAGCUUAAAAAAGGUACUGAUGAAAAACAAGGUGCAAUACAUAUAUGCAAUACAAAAGCAAAAAACAUUGAAAAAGAUUCUGAAACUAAUAAUAAUAGGAAUGAUUCAAGGUGUGAUUUUAAUGAAAAAUAUUCACCAAAAAAUAAAAGUCCUAUUGAAAUCAAACAACCAAUUGUUUGUUUAUCCCCAUUACCAUUGGACAACUUAAUGGGCAAAGAUAAACAACCAAAAAUUAAUGCACCAAGUCCGAGAAAGUCACAGGAUAUUCUUUUAAGUAUGGAGUCAUCACCAACAACAAACAUUAUAAAUACUAGGAGUCGUACUAAGUCCCUGCAAGAAUCUUUGACAUCUAUACAAGUUAACAGUGAUAUUUAUAAAUAUAAUGAAUUUACCAAGGAAUGCACUAAACCAGCAGAAGGCAGGAAACGAUUGAAGCGUGCUGCAUCUGAUAAUCCUCCAGUAGAAUGUAAAAGGGUAUUACGUAGUCAAAAUGUGAGAGAGAUUUUCAUUGAUCAAGUGAAUGCAAAAGAAGAUUAUUUAGCCACUACUCAUAAUAUUUUAAAGUCAUCAAAUAGUUCACCUCGAAAGAAACAUUUUAGUCAAGAAGAAAAUGAAAGCCAGAACAUCCUUAUUAAAAAUAUAAGUAAAUCUGAUGAGCUUACAGGUAGCAGUAUUAAUACAAACACAAAACAAAAUAUUGAUGUAACCUGUCCAAUAAUUAACCCAAAAGAAAGUAUUCUCUGCAUUAUGUUAGAAAAAUUUGGUAAAACGAAAAUAAAAUAUUCUGCUAAAAAAAUUUCUGAUGAGAUUUCAAAUUUGAUAUGUAAAAAAUUAGAAGAGGAUAUAGCCAAAAUAAUUGCAUUACCAAUAGAUAAAACUAAAUCUGCUAUGAAUAAGCUAGUAGAAGAGAUAAAGCAUACUUGGAAGAUGAAAAAAUUUUUACUUGGCUUUAUGAAGUAUUUAAAAAACCCUGCACGAAAACAGGAGUUGUUUAACAAAGUUAGCUCUCCUCCUGCACCUCCUAUGACCAAAGCAGAACAAAUUCUUUUAUAUGUUAUAAGACAGUUACAAAUAUCUACACCUAAUACAGUCAGCAUAAUCCUCACUCACAUAGAAUUUUCACUUUUUCAAUUAAAUAAGACUCCACAUUUUGAUGUUAUUGAAAGUAUGUCGCAUUUCUAUGCCUUGUUAUGUCGAUACUUUGGUUUAAAAAAUCGUUUACGACAAUUUCUGUUGGAUGCUAUGUAUUGUCUCCAAUUUAAAGUUGUUCCACUUAUUAAGCAAUGCUUGGAUGUAUGGAUGCAUAUUUUACCUUUAGCACAUAUGGGAAUUGCAAAAAGUCCAUUAGUUACCUGCUUAGUCUAUCUUUUGCACUUUUAUAAAUGUGAAGAUAAAUUUAACAGAAUACAGGACAUACGAUUUAUAUUGAAUAAAAAAUAUUUUUACCAAAUAACAGAUUGGAAUGAAACAAAAAUUUUGGAAAUGUUUAGAAACUCUAUUAAGGAAUUAAGAGAUAUAAAAGUCGAGAAAAAAAUGUUACGAAUGGCUUUAAUAAUUCUCGCUAAACGUCAAGGACCAAAAUGGUGUCAGAAGAAUAUAGUUAAAAAUAUGCUAUUACCUAUGAUUGAAAAAGAAGAUGUACCAAUGAUGCAAAAACAGUUUUGUGUGGAGCUUCUGGGACCUCUACUCAAGCCAUAUCCCGGUGAUAUGAAAGUACAUUGUGAAAUUGUAGUUAACCAGUUACUUGAUAUGUUAGAACAGAAAAUUCCAGAUAGCAUGAAGGAAGCUAUUUUCACGAGUUUAAUUUAUAUGAAUAAACACAAUCAAAAUCGUGUCCCUCAGUCAUUACUUUCCUGGUCGCCGAAACGCGUGUCACCAGAAUUUGAAGGACUUAUGAAGGAUUUUAUUCGAGAGAAACCACUUAGAGUAUGGAAAGGUAUUCUAUCGCGAACGUGUUUGUAAAAUAAUGUAAAAAUAGCUAUUAAGUUUUAUGUUGGUGAUAAUUUUUUUAUUUUAAGGAAGCUCUAAGUUAUUGUUAAACAAUUUAACUUUAUUUUAAGGAUUUUAUUUUAUUGUCUUAAGAGUAUGACUGUAAUGGUAAGGUAUCUCAAUCUUUCCAUGUGUUCUGUGAUUUGUGUAAUAUUUACUUCAUUUUAGAAGUUUUGUAUUGAAAACAAAAAGUACCAUCUAUUCUGAAGUUUAAUUUUUCGAAAACCCCAUUU
This is a messenger RNA of Nymphalis io (European peacock), 4842 nucleotides long. RefSeq lists its product as uncharacterized. The coding region runs from base 119 to 4582 and encodes 1487 amino acids. The record is from RefSeq and is a predicted model, not a curated record. NCBI's taxonomy places the organism in Eukaryota, Metazoa, Arthropoda, Insecta, Lepidoptera, Nymphalidae. The transcript has 13 exons.